AUGGCGUUCCUUCGAAGAAGCGCUCGUGUGCGGUGCACAGCCUGCACAACCGCAUUGCUGGCACCCGUUAAUUAUGCUUUCCAAGCUUAUUCAAAUGAUAUCGCUUUGAAGAUCAAUCAUGCUUUCAAUUACUGGCUCGAAGUACCACAGAAUAAACUCGACGAGAUCCAAGAUUUGAUAAAGAUACUUUAUAAUGCUACCUUCAUGCUCGAUGAUACUGCAGAUUCCGGAGCUUUAAGAUUCAAUGUCCCUGCUGCUUAUCAUCUCUAUGAAAUGGCCAUUACGAUCACAUCUGCUUGUAUUGCUAUUAAUAUGGUCUAUGAAAGAACUCAUACUUUGAACCAUCCAGAGAUGAACUACAAUGAGUACUGUUCUUUCUGUUUAUGCAAUGGUAUUCAUCUUAUUAUUAUUACAAUUAGGGAUUGCGUGUAUUUUUCGAUGCGAUGGAUCGAUUAUAGAGAGGCCAGGGUACUGAGAUCUACUGGAGAGAUAAUUAUAUUUGCCAAUCUGAAACAGAGUAUAGGCAGAUGGCUCAUGAAAGACACAGUGGAUGAAAGUUUUGCCGAUGACAUAUCAGCAGGGACUUUUACUUUCCUUAUCAUACAUGCUAUACGAAAUCAUCCAGAAGAUCAACAGAUAAUUCACAUUUUGAGGCGACGAACGAAGGAUUUGAGGAUGAAGCAAUACUGCAUUAAACUACUAGAACAGUUUGGAUCUAUCGAUUACACAAGAGCUACCCUUGAAAAAAUGGAUAAACAAGCAAGAGAAGUGAUUCAGCAUUUAAGAGGGAAUUGCACUCUGUGCAAUGAGACAAUUCUGAAAACCCGUCAAACAGCUUGUCGUUUAUACUAG
Hylaeus anthracinus is the source of this 852-nucleotide messenger RNA. Its product is annotated as terpene synthase-like. NCBI's taxonomy places the organism in Eukaryota, Metazoa, Arthropoda, Insecta, Hymenoptera, Colletidae. Gene Ontology annotation, biological process: isoprenoid biosynthetic process. The record is from RefSeq and is a predicted model, not a curated record. Gene Ontology annotation, molecular function: prenyltransferase activity. The transcript has 5 exons. Bases 1 to 852 code for a protein of 283 amino acids.